AUGCAAGAAAAGACACUGCCAGAGAAGCAUACAGUUGAAGAAGAAACAGAGCAGUUAACUUCCAAUUCUGGCGUUGGGGUCUCCAGAAAGAAGAGACCUGUAAGGUAUUGCCCUUACUGUGACAUACUGAUUAAUGGUGGCAAAUUAAAACGCCUUAUUCAAAGAAAACACCGGGAUAUAGUUGAAGUCAAAGAGGCCCUUAAACUUCCUGUACAUCUUCAGAAUAAGUUCUUCAACCAGAAGAGGUGUGAUGGGAUGUAUAAAUACAAUUUGAACAUCAUAGCAACAUCUACAGGUGCUGAACUUGAUUCAAAUGUGAUGAUGAGAGAACGCAUUGCUACAAGACCAGAUGAAGUUACUAUGUGUUCAGGUUGUAGAAGAGACAAUGAGGUUGGACAGUUGUGCACCACAGAUGACUUGAUUAUGCAAGUUGGAUAUCGCCAUUAUUCAAUGCGUCGCGAGGACAAGAGCAAAAGAAACGCAACAAGAAAGUCUGUCAUGGGGGAAAUGCGUGAGCUAGCAAGGGUCUUCCUCAUAUUCAGAGAUUUGUGUGAGGAGAAUGUAACCACUGAAGACAUGUUCACAAGAAAGCACUUAACAACACUGAGGGAGGCCAUAGAAAAAUUGGUUAGCAUGGAUAACGGUGAUGAAAAACAUGGAUUGAAACUAAACAUUCAUGCAAUUCUACAAAGAUGCAUAAAAUCUUUAAAAGGACUUUACACAGAAACAAUGCAAGACUUGAAGUAUGAAGAACUUGGCAACUUUCAGCAGGCUUAUUUAUUUAGGUCUCACGAAAUGUAUUCUAGCUCUCGAUACAAGGCAUUGUCUAACUCAUUUACCAAAGCAAGGCGUUCUGAAAAGCAAGUUGUACCUGAAGACAUUACCAAAUUGAAGAACUUUUGGGAAGACGCCCAGAAAGGGGUGUGGCUACCAGAUACAGAGGUGGAAAAAAGAGAUCCUGCAGAACAAUUUCUCUUUGGAAAAUACCUUCCAGCUUACUUAAAUGGGAAGGGAAAGAAGUUUGUCCCUGUCCUAGUGCCUAAGGACGUGGUAAAAGCUGUCAAUCAUUUGGUAAAACACAGAAAGGAGUUUGGGGUUCCUGAAGAAAAUCCCUACUUAUUUGCAACCAAGUCCCCAAAUGCACAUGCUUCUGGUUGGCACACAGUUAAUGAUAUUUGCUCUGCAGAAGGUGUCACAGUCAAUGCCACAAAGAACAGACAUUAUUUGUCAACUGUAUAUGCAAGUCUGGGCAUGAGCCCAGCAGAUCAGCAGGUCUUCUUAGAUCAUAUGGUACCAGAACCAGAAACGGAUUUAACCACUAUACAAACAGUUGAGGCAAGUGCAACUGAAACUAAAGAGAUUGGUAAAAAUGAAGAACUUCAGUCAGGUAAAAAAGAAAUAAUGACAUUUCUUGAGGGCCACAUGCCACACUGCCUCAAGAGUUUGGAGUUACAAGAGGCCUACAAAAAGACCAGGAUAAAGAUAUUCAAUGAGAGAAAAACAAUGAGGGAAAAUGUUAAUAAAAAACUUCAAAGAAUAUAAUGCAACUG
Molecule: messenger RNA, 1550 nt
Organism: Lingula anatina
Lineage: Eukaryota; Metazoa; Brachiopoda; Lingulata; Lingulida; Lingulidae
Source: RefSeq, a predicted model, not a curated record